This is a messenger RNA of Fusarium subglutinans, 996 nucleotides long. RefSeq lists its product as uncharacterized. The coding region runs from base 1 to 996 and encodes 331 amino acids. The transcript has a single exon. The record is from RefSeq and is a predicted model, not a curated record. Lineage: Eukaryota; Fungi; Ascomycota; Sordariomycetes; Hypocreales; Nectriaceae.
AUGAAGGGCCGUCCCGUUGACCUGCUCGUUUACGAGUGCAUGUUCCCUCGUCCCAAGAACAACGACCCUCAGAACUUCCAUGGUCUGCUCCAACGCAACUUGAUCCCAGAGGUUCGUCAGGAAACACACGCUUUCUACGGCCACCUCGACACCCAGGAAGCCAAGUACCCCGGCCUCGACUACACUCACCACACCCAUCGCAUUCGUCUCUCUCGCUGGCCAUGGCACCGACGACUCUUCCGCGCCUUCGACAGCCUCAAACUCACCGGAGCCGAAAUCGCAGGCUUGACCAAGUGGGAGGGGACAAAAUGGGCCAAGGAGAAGUACGAGAAGGAGCAGGGAUAUGUUAUUCAUGACACCACCGCCGACGAUUUCCCUGACUGGGCCGAUAUCGAACACCUGCCCCGCGCCAACCGAGAUCAGUCCGUCGAGGUGGAAGGCGUUGCUAUUGACGAUUUGUACAACGAAAUGAUGGAGGUCGAGAGCGAGGACGAGCUGGAUAGUGUGGGUGUCGAACUGAAUGAGCGCCUCAGGGACGGUGUUGCGAGACGUGAUGCCGGAGACACUUCAGCUGUCCUCGACGAGGAAUGGGAGCAGUGGCUAAAGAACGCCAUUGAAUCUGGUGAAAUCAACUACUUGAACGACCACAUCUUUCACGACAGCGACACUGUCCCUGCAGCUCUCUUCCCUCCAGGCUUGCUCAGCACUGCCCGAGCUGGCCAAUGGCAUGAGAUCCCCGAAUCUCUUCACCGCAUCCUCCGCCGCACGCUGCAGUCAGAGGACCCCAAUCGUCCCCAACAGACGCAGACACCGAUGCAGACACUACCACAACAACCGCAACCACAGACAUCGAGCCUGCGCUCUACAUCCUCCCUGCGGCGCCACCUGAUUGACAACCGGCAGUGGCGUGCUUCAUGGACACGUCGCACCUUUUCAGAUCUCCGUCUGCCUGUGGGCGAUGCUAGUUCAGGACGAGCAGAUAAUUCCAAUGCUUGA